This is a messenger RNA of Lampris incognitus (smalleye Pacific opah), 1013 nucleotides long. It is a transcript of the gene gsta.1, whose product is annotated as glutathione S-transferase, alpha tandem duplicate 1. The record is from RefSeq and is a predicted model, not a curated record. Gene Ontology annotation, biological process: glutathione metabolic process. The transcript is spliced from 7 exons. Gene Ontology annotation, molecular function: glutathione transferase activity. Lineage: Eukaryota; Metazoa; Chordata; Actinopteri; Lampriformes; Lampridae. Bases 125 to 805 code for a protein of 226 amino acids.
CCCGCCCACCGUAGCGCGCCUCCGCAGCCGUCCAGUCUUAUGUAAUGCCGAAGUUGUGCUUUUGAAAUAGUUCACUCGUAUUUUCAGGAGUAACGGAAAGACUUCUGUCCCAGCUCGCACCGCCAUGGCUGACAAGGUUGUCCUGCACUACUUCGACGGCAGAGGGAAAAUGGAGUCGAUCCGUUGGCUUCUCACCGUCGCAGGGGUUGAGUUCGACGAGGUUCACCUGAGCACCCACGAGCAGUACGAGACGCUCCUGAGGGACGGGGCUCUCAUGUUUCAACAGGUCCCUAUGGUGGAGAUGGAUGGCAUGAAGCUUGUUCAGACGAGGGCGAUCUUGAAUUAUAUCGCCGAGAAAUACAGUCUCCACGGCAAAGACGUCAAGGAGCGUGCCAAGAUCAAUAUGUACUCAGAGGGACUGAGGGACCUGAUGGAGAUGAUGAUGAUGCUGCCCUUCACACCACCCGCGGAUGUGAAAGCCAAGCUGGAGAACAUCCAGACUAAAGCCGCGGAGCGUUACCUCCCCGUGUAUGAGAAGGCGUUGACUGGUGCCACAUACCUGGUGGGUGGUGCACUGAGCUGUGCCGACGUGGAGCUUCUUGAAUGCAGCCUGAUGUUGGAGGAGAGGGUCCCCGAAAUUCUCACCCAGUUCCCCAACGUCAAGGCUUUCCAGAGUAGGAUGAGCAGAAUACCAGCCAUCGAGAGGUUCCUGCAGCCAGGCAGCAAGAGGAAGCCCCAACCGGAUGAAAAUUAUGUAAAAACUGUCAUGGAGGUGUUCAAAGUAAAACUGCCGCUGACUAAGUAACGUACAGGAAGUACCUGCAAGCCAACCGAGGUCAGCCUGCAAGCUCGUGGCAUGCAUGUGGUAACUGGACCAAAAGCGAUCUUAGUGUUUUCUAAUGUUUCAGGGUGAUGCGUGUGUGCUCUAACAUGAGGGGAGUGUCCGUUCAGCACCUCAUCUGAACACCAACAAGCCAUCAUGACAUUGUGUUGCAUCAGUGUUUUGUAAUAAA